ACCUAAGCCAUUUACAACUUCUUUUUUCUUUGUAAUUUAUUAACCCUUUUUUUUUUCUCUACAUUCACACUCAAACCUCCACCCCCACGGCGACUCUGCUCCUCCCCCACCAUCAUCAUCAUCAUCAUCUCUUGCCGUGUAUAGAACAGGAGAGUGUAGAAGGGAGUGAUCAAUGGAAAAUCGAGGCCAGAAGAGACCAGAUAAGGCUGAUGAGCUUCCGGCUGAUAAGAGAGCCUGUAGUUCAUUAGAGUUCAGGGCAAGCUCAUCGAACUCAUCAGUUCAAACCCCCCAAGAAGGCCAUGACGGUGACAUGGACACAUCAUCAUCAACUUCGGGAUCAACUCGAUCAGAUGGAGAAGGGGAACGGGACUCCUAUGGAUCUUGCGACUCUGACAACAGCUACAGGGACUAUUAUAGACGGAGAUCAUUGGGUGAUCAAAGCAAAUUCAGGAAUGUAUUGACGAGCUUGACUGAUGAGAGUGAAGAAUCAGGGCAAUUGGCUGCUCUUACUGAGCUAUGUGAAUUGCUAUCUUUUUGUACUGAUAGUUCCCUUUCAAGCUUAAUGGCAGAUUCGUUCUCUCCUGUCUUAGUUAGAUUGGCCAGGCAUGAGAGCAAUCCCGAUAUAAUGCUGUUAGCAAUCAGAGCACUGACUUACUUGUGUGAUGUUCAUCCUCGGUCUUCUGGGUUUCUCGUUAGGCAUGAUGCUGUCCCUGCUCUUUGUCAAAGAUUGAUGGCCAUUGAGUACUUAGAUGUGGCUGAACAAUGCUUGCAAGCAAUGGAGAAAAUUUCACAGGAGCAGCCACUUGCUUGUUUGCAAUCAGGGGCAAUAAUGGCUGUUUUAAACUACAUUGAUUUCUUUUCAACAAGUGUUCAGAGGGUUGCGCUUUCAACAGUUCUAAAUAUUUGUAAAAAGCUUCCCUCAGAAAAUCCCUCACCUUUCAUGGAGGCAGUUCCAAUAUUGUGUAAUCUGCUUCAAUACGAAGAUAAACAGCUUGUUGAAAGUGUGGCUAGUUGCUUGAUCAAGAUUGUGGAACAAGUUUGCCACUCUUCUGAUAUGCUUGAGGAGCUUUGUAAACAUGGACUAGUUCUACAGGCCACACAUCUGAUAGACUUGAAUAGCCGAACUACUUUAUGCCAACCGGUUUACAUUGGCUUAAUAGGGUUACUUGUUAAAAUGGCUUCUGGUUCUAUUGUGGCUGUUAAGACUCUCUUUGAUCUUAAUAUAAGCAGCAUAGUAUGUAAUAUUUUGUCCAUUCACGACCUCUCUCAUGGAAUGCCUUCAACUGCUGUGGUUGAUGGGCAACAUAAUCAGGUACAUGAAGUUCUAAAGUUAUUACAUGAGCUCCUCCCUCCAAUAGCCAAAGAACAGGAAAUCCAACCAGCCACUGAGAAGGAAUCUUUUCUCAUGAACCGCCCUGACCUUUUGCAAAAAUUUGGCAUUGAUUUACUUCCUGUUCUCCUUCAGGUGGUUAAUUCUGGUGCAAAUUUAUAUGUUUGUUAUGGCUGUCUCUCCAUUAUCAACAAGUUAGUGUAUUUCAGUAAUUCGGACAUGCUUGUUGAAUUGCUACAAGGAACCAAUCUUGCAAGCUUUUUGGCUGGGGUGUUCACUCGCAAAGAUCAUCAUGUACUGAUGCUAGCUCUUCAGAUUGUUGAUACACUUCUGCAGAAGCUCUCAGAUGUUUUCUUAAACCCCUUUGUCAAGGAAGGUGUUGUUUUUGCUGUUGAUGCACUACUUUCUCCAGAAAAAAGUUCACAGUUUAUGUUUCCAGUGUCCAAUGGUGUUCAAUUGUCAAGCGAGUCAAGUAAGACAUCAGCAGCAAGAGGUGCGCAGAGAUGCUUAUGUUUUGCUUUUGGUGUUGGCCAGUCUUCGACAAAUUCUGAAUCUGGGAGUUGCAAGCUUGAGAGAGAGACUGUUCAGAAUCUUGCACAGCAUAUUAAGAUGAAUUACUUUGCUGCAGAAUUAAUGAAUCCUGAGAAAGGAUUAACUGACGUUCUUCAGAAGCUGAGAACUUUAUCCUCUGCAUUGACAGAUCUGGUCAAUAAAUAUUUGAAUGAUGUUGACGAUUCUUAUUCUCAACAUGAAUCAGACUUUUAUGGUUUGCUGCAUCAGAUCAUGUCACAGCUGAAUGGGAAAAACCCCAUUUCCACUUUUGAGUUUAUUGAGAGUGGAAUAGUGAAAUCUGUAGUUAAUUAUUUAUCUAAUGGUCAAUAUCUUAUUGGCAAGACUGAAAACGUCGGUGCACUUUUCUGGCAGUAUAGUAUUGAGAAGAGAUUUGAAGUGUUCGGAAGAUUACUUUUGUCUUCCUCAGACCCAUCAUUUGAGGACUUACCUUUUCUAUCUCUAAUACAUCAAUUGCAAAGUGCACUGUCAUCGGUGGAAAAUUUCCCUGUUAUCUCAAGCCACACUUCCAGGCUGCGGAACUCAUAUGCUACUGUACCAUAUGGACGUUGUACCUCAUACCCAUGUCUUAAAGUUCAGUUUGUCAAAGGAGAGGGGGAGACAGACCUGUGUGAUUAUUUGAAGGAUGUUGUGAAUGUUGAUCCGUUUUCAUCUUUGGACACAAUUGAAGGAUACCUUAGCCCAAAAGUGAGAAAUAAAAAAACUCAGCGUUCAAAAUCACCCUCUCAAGCUAUGGAGGAGGAAGGAUCAGCCUCACAGGUGUCACCUGAUCUGAGCCCUUCGCAAGUACAAACUCCAGAUGCUAUAGAAUUAGACAGCAUACGUUUUGAUGUGAAUCAAGUUCAGCUUCCCAAGAGAGAGGGCCAUGACAUAGCUUCAUCUGCCCCAGUGGAAAUAGCAAAUACAGAGCAGGCCAAUACUGAACCAAUGGAUAUAACUGAUGUUCAUAUGGAGUCUUUGGGGCAGAGACAGUUGCGUCUGUCUGAAGAAAAUAGUAUCAUUACGGAGUGUCCUCAAUGCAGUAAUGAGGAAGGCUCGUCAAUGAAAUUGUUAUUCUACUUGGAAGGGAAGAAACUAAACAAUACCUUAACGUUAUAUCAAGCUAUACUUCAGCAGCAAAUUGAAGCAGAAAAUGAUGCAAUUACUAAUGCAAAGGUUUGGAAUCAAGUCCACAGAAUAACAUACAAGUCAUCUGUGAGGGGAAAACAAAGUUGUGCCCAGAAGUGUAAUCACGAGACUCAUCAUUCAGCUUUACAUGACAAGCAUACACCAUGGCAACAAUACACUCCAUUUUUCUCUAACACCUUUGCCUCGGCAGUGGUUGAUAUAGAUAGAUCCAAUCCAACUUAUGAUAUUUUGUCUCUCCUUAGAAGUUUGGAACAGAUGAACAGGUUCAGAUUUCAUCUAAUAUCUCGUGAACGAGUAUAUGCUUUUGCAGAAGAGAGGACCAAUGACCUGGAUAGUUUGAAGUUUGAUUACUUUUUUGUCCCUCAAGCUGAAUUUGUGAACAACAAAUUAACUGACAAACUAGAACAGCAAAUGCGGGAUCCUUUUGCUGUAUCUGUUGGUGGCAUGCCUUAUUGGUGUACCCAAUUAAUGGAUUCAUGUCCCUUUUUGUUUGGUUUUGAGGCAAGAUGUAAGUAUUUCCGUCUGGCAAUAUUGGGUAACCAGCCAGUUCAGCAACCUCAAUUACCAUCUAAUAAUAGUGGAGGCCUGAAUCGUAGGCAGCCACCCAAUGGAGGUUUCCCACGUAAAAGGUUUUUGGUUCACCGAGACAAGAUUCUGGAUUCUGCUUCCCAGAUGAUGGACCUCUAUGCUAGCCAAAAGGUUGUAAUUGAGGUGGAAUACAGCGAAGAGGUGGGUACUGGUCUUGGUCCAACCUUGGAAUUUUAUACAUUGGUCAGUCAUGAGUUUCAAAAAAGUGGUCUUGGUAUGUGGAGAGGUGACUGUAUGUCAAGUGGCAACAUUAGUUUAGUGGAUGAUGCCCAUGGAAGUCUUUCGUUUGCUUUUGGCCUAUUCCCUCGCCCAUGGUCACAAUCUGUGAGUGCCUUGGGUAAAAUUGAGUUUUCUGAAGUGCUUAAAAAGUUUGUCCUUCUGGGCCAAAUUGUCGCAAAAUCUCUUCAAGAUGGCAGGGUUCUGGAUCUUCCUUUUUCCAAAGCAUUUUACAAACUUAUUCUUGGGAAGGAGCUCAGUAUAUAUGAUAUCCAGUCGUUUGACCCUGAAUUAGGAAGGACUCUUCUGGAAUUUCAUGCUCUUGUUGAGAGAAAAAAACAUGUAGAAUCUCUACGUGAGAGAAAAUCAACUCUAAUGCCUGAACUAUACUUCCGGAAUACCAAAAUUGAGGAUCUUUGCCUUGACUUCUCUCUUCCUGGCUAUCCAGACUACAUCCUCACUUCUACUCCUGAUUCAGAAACGGUGGAUUUGUCCUACUUAGAGGAGUAUGUUUCGCUCAUCGUGAAUGCCAGCAUAGGUUCUGGAGUUUCCAGACAGGUGGAAUCUUUCAAGUCUGGUUUUGAUCAGGUUUUCCCUAUCAAGCAUCUUCAAAUAUUCAGUGAAGAGGAACUAGAGCGUUUACUGUGCGGAGAACGUGAAAUUUGGAAUUCGAACGAGCUUGUUGAUCAUAUCAAAUUUGAUCAUGGAUACACUGCCAGCAGCUCUCCUGCUAUGAAUUUAUUGGAAAUCAUACAAGAAUUCAAUAUUGAAAAGCAGAGAGCUUUCCUACAGUUUGUGACUGGAGCACCUAGGCUGCCUCCGGGCGGCUUGGCAUCUCUCAACCCCAAGUUAACAAUUGUUCGAAAGAAGUGCAGCAAAUGGGCCGAUGAUGACCUCCCUAGCGUGAUGACAUGCGCCAAUUAUCUGAAGCUGCCACCUUACACUACUAAAGAGAUAAUGAAAGAGAAGCUGUUAUAUGCCAUAACCGAGGGGCAGGGUUCUUUCUACCUCUCGUAAUUAUCUCAGGCAAGCAGGUAUAUAAUGUGAAUACGUAGUUAGCAGAUGCAGAUUAGGCGAUGGUACUGGUGUACAUAUGAUGACUACGGUGGCCUAGAGGGGAGGAGUGGUUCUGGCUUUUGGAUCUGACUGGAGAAGAACUGAAGAAGAAGAAGAAGAUGGAAAGAGGUUUGACUGUUACAACACAUUCUGGGGUGUGUACAGAUGGUAUGGAAUGUGGUUUAGUGGAUAGAUAUACCCAGUUUGAAAGUGAAACCCAAAACUUUUUCCCUGUUUUUUAGUUUUAAGCUUAUUAGCAUUUCUAGUUUUCUAUGGUUUCCUCCUUGUGUAGAAAACACUUUUAUGGUCUUUGAUAUAUUGAAUCAUUUCGUUC
This is a messenger RNA of Ipomoea nil (Japanese morning glory), 5222 nucleotides long. Its product is annotated as E3 ubiquitin-protein ligase UPL4. The record is from RefSeq and is a predicted model, not a curated record. Gene Ontology annotation, molecular function: ubiquitin protein ligase activity; protein binding. Gene Ontology annotation, biological process: proteasome-mediated ubiquitin-dependent protein catabolic process; protein polyubiquitination. The transcript is spliced from 18 exons. Bases 173 to 4849 code for a protein of 1558 amino acids. NCBI's taxonomy places the organism in Eukaryota, Viridiplantae, Streptophyta, Magnoliopsida, Solanales, Convolvulaceae.